CUGCCUGGAGGCUGGAAAACGCCUUCCAAAGUUUGAUUUGCAUGUCAUUUAAAAUGCAUGUAUGUAGUGAAGCAGUGUAUCCUCCAUUGUGUGCUACUCUUUUGUUAAGUAUAGUAAUUUGGAAGGCCAUUCAGCCUUUUCAGCUUUCAUAUGUGACUAAGAACAGCAGGAUGGAGUGGGGUUUGCCUCUACCCUUUCGUAUGGGUGCUUGAGAUUUUCUGGCUUUCAAGCGGACAGUUCUAAAAAUAAUCCAUUUGCUGGUCGAGUUCCAUAUUAAGUUCGGGCUCAAUUCACAAGGAACAAAAAGGCAGGAGACCUGCUGUUGUUACAGGGGUUUGGGGUAGGAUUGGGGUGAAACACGCUCUCUUCUUCCCCACGUUGCUUGGAGGAAUGGGGGAGCCGAAUGCAGAGGUCAAGGUGGUGAACGAAGAAACCGAGGCCAAGCCACAGCAGGCACAUAAAAAUGGAAAGAAGGCAGAGGUUGGAGGAGGAACCUCGUUUUUCACCUGGUUCAUGGUUUUGGCUCUCUUGGGCGUCUGGACCUCUGUAGCUGUGGUGUAUUUUGACCUUGUUGACUAUCAAGGUGUAAUUGCCAAAGCAAAGGACUUGCGCUAUAAUCUUUCAGAGGUAUUACAAGGUAAACUCGUGUCCUAUGAUGCUGAUGGUGAUGGAGACUUUGAUGUGGAAGAUGCUAAAGUACUACUAGGGCUGAAAGAUAAAUCCACUACUGAGACCAGUGAAUCAGUUGAGAGAACCCUUGCUGAACCUGUGGAAGAAGCUCCUGAAUCUAUCGUGGAGGAAGUAAUCCAAGCCACUAAAGUUAAAGAAGCAGCUCAGCCACCACCAGAACCAGAGACUGUGGAAGAGGAGCCUGUUCCUGUGGAAAAAGAACCUCUGGCAGUAGACGAAGAGCCCACUUCCGCAGAAGAUGAAGUAGCUGAGGAGGAACCAGAGGUUGAAGAGGAGCAAGAAGUUCCUGAGGAAGAACCAGAAGUUGUGGAGGAAGAGUCUGAGGUUACAGAGACUGUUCCAAUUGAGGAAGAGGCUUUUGAUGAGGCAGUGGAAGAGCCUGCAAAAGAGGAAGAGGUCAUACCAGUUGAAGAACCGGUUGAGGAAGCUGCUCCAGUGGAAGAAGCAGUAGAGGAGGCUGCAUCAGUGGAAGAAGCAGUAGAGGAGGCUGCAGCAGUAGAAGAUGCACCACUGGAAGAGGCAGUAGAAGAAGUAGAUGAAGUGGUUGCAUCGGUGGAAGAAGCAGUUGAGGAAUUGUUGGAGGAAGAGGCUGUACUAGUGCAAAAAGAUUCACCAGUGGAAGAGGCAAUAGAAGAAGUAGUAGAAGAGGAUGCACCAGUGGAAGAAACGGUAGAGGAAGCUGCACCAGUAGAAGAAGCUGUGGAGGAGGUUGUACCAGUAGAAGAAGCUGUUGAGGAGCUUGAACCAGUAGAAGAAGCUGUUGAGGAGCUUGAACCAGUAGAAGAAGCUGUUGAGGAGCUUGAACCAGUAGAAGAAGCUGUUGAGGAGCUUGAACCAGUAGAAGAAGCUGUUGAGGAGCUUGAACCAGUAGAAGAAGCUGUUGAGGAGCUUGAACCAGUAGAAGAAGCUGUUGAGGAGCUUGAACCGGUAGAAGAAGCAGUAGAGGAACCUGAAACAACAGAACCAGUGGAAGAAGUAGAAACACCUGAAGAGACAGUUGAGGAGUCAGUCUCUGCAGAAGAAACUGUAACAGAAGAGGAAGUUAUAAUAGAAGAAACAGAUGAGGAAGAUGAGGAAGUACAAGACUCCAUAUCGGAGGAAACAGAGCUUGAGGCAGAGGAUAUGGAAGAAGAGGAGGAUGCAGCUGCUGAAGAAGAGCAGCCUGAGGAGGACGAAGCAGAGGAAAUUAACCAAACAGAAGAACAAAUUGAAGUAGAGCCCACAGAAACAUAAAACAUUAGGCAGUAUGUAAGAUACGGAGAGGACCAGCACCACAUGGCAUUCCACUGGAAGUGUGCAGCUGCCAAUUCCCACCAUGGAGU
This is a messenger RNA of Sinocyclocheilus rhinocerous, 2012 nucleotides long. Its product is annotated as probable serine/threonine-protein kinase kinX. The coding region runs from base 391 to 1923 and encodes 510 amino acids. The transcript has 10 exons. Gene Ontology annotation, biological process: peptidyl-aspartic acid hydroxylation. NCBI's taxonomy places the organism in Eukaryota, Metazoa, Chordata, Actinopteri, Cypriniformes, Cyprinidae. The record is from RefSeq and is a predicted model, not a curated record. Gene Ontology annotation, cellular component: membrane; endoplasmic reticulum. Gene Ontology annotation, molecular function: peptidyl-aspartic acid 3-dioxygenase activity.